AUGGCUAAGCAGUUAGAGGACUUGAAGUUUAAGCAAGUCCAUCAGAUGAGUGAGGUGAGAGUCGAAGAGGUGUGUGCAUUAUGUGAGUGUCCGGGGCAUCUUGUCACUGUCUGUCCUGCGUUUCCUAUUGUUAAAGACGCAUACCAUAGUAAUCAGGCUGAGGUGAAUGCGCUUAAUCAGCUCAAUGCCGCCGGUACUCAUUAUGUGAGCGAUUCUUCUAGCCCGAGUAAUUUGAAUCCAAGUUUAGAAGAGGCUAAGGUGAUCACUCUUAGAAGUGGGAAGGUGGUCGACAAGGACUUACCUCCAAUGCAAAAAUCGGUGCCACCCCCGGUGCUGGUAGCUAUUCAAGCAGUCGUUCCAGACUUGAGAAGUGUUCUUGAGGUAGAGAAAGAGGCGGAGUCUCCUGAAGUGGUGGUGCUUGCUCAUGCAGCCCCUAUGACUCUAACGCCACUCUUUGCUCCAUAUCCAAAUCGCUUGGCUAAGAUCCUCACCAAAUAUAAGGACCCUGGUUGUCCCACAAUCCCUAUAGUGAUCGUAGGCCAAAAGUUUGAUAAGGCUUUACUAGAUUUAGGAGUGAGUGUCAACUUGCUCCCCUAUUCGGUAUACUUGAAGCUUGGCUUAGGCGAUUUGAAAGCCACACCGGUCACACUACAGUUGGCUGACCGGAGUGUGGGAAUUCCAAAAGGGGUGGUGGAGGAUAUCUUAAUUCAAGUGGGAGAGUUUCUUUUUCUAGUCAACUUUAUUGUCCUGGAUACUUGCCCAAUACCGGAAGUCUUUGAGAAGAAUCCUAUCAUCUUUGACCAUCCAUUUCUUGCCACCUCCAGUGUUGAGGAUGAUGAGGAGCCUCCUAAACCAGAGUUAAAGCCUCUACCGGACACGCUUAAGUAUGCCUUCCUUAAUGGCGAUGAUAUUUUUCCGGUUGUGAUCUUCUCAUCCCUUAAGGCGGAUCAGGAGGGUAAGUUGAUUGCUUUGUUAAGAAAGCACGUGGGCGCGAUAGGAUGGACGACAGCGGAUUUGCAGGGUAUUAGUCCAAUGGUGUGUACACACCGUAUUUUUCUAGAUGAGGACGUGAAGCCUUCUAGGCAACCUCACCAUCAUCUGAACCCCAAUAUGAAGGUGGUGGUUCGGGCAGAGGUGCUGAAACUCUUAGAUGCGGGUAUUAUUUACCCGAUAGCCCAUAGUGAGUGGGUAAGCCUGGUGCAGGUAGUGCCUAAGAAUGCUAGAGUGACCGUCAUGAGAAACGGCGAGGACGAGCUAGUGCCGACCCAUGUUCAAACCGGGUGGCGAGUUUGCGUAGAUUACCAGAAGCUCAAUGCGAGCACCCGAAAAGACCACUUUUCUGUCCCAUUCAUUGAUCAAAUUCUGGAGAGGAUUGAGGUAGCCAGGAAGGAUCAGGAGAAGACCACCUUCACGUGUCCUUAUGGCACGUUUGCCUACCAUCGCAUGUCGUUUGGCUUGUGCAAUGCUCCCGAAACCUUUUCAAGGUACAUGAUGAGAAUAUUUAGUGACAUGGUAGAGAAGAUAGUGGAGGUGUUUAUGGAUGACUUUUCAAUUUUCGGGGAUUCGUUUGACGAGUGCCUCGAGAACUUAGGAAAGGUUUUGCAACGGUGCGAGGAGAAGCAACUUGUCCUUAAUUGGGAGAAGUACCACUUUAUGGUGACUCAAGGGAUUGUGUUGGGACAUAUUGUCUCAUCCAAGGGUAUUGAGGUGGACAAGGCGAAGGUUGAUUUGAUCACAAAUCUUCCCACUCCAAAGUCUGUUAAAGACAUUCGAUCUUUCCUCGGUCACACUGGUUUCUACCGGCGUUUUAUUUAG
Molecule: messenger RNA, 1815 nt
Organism: Rhododendron vialii
Lineage: Eukaryota; Viridiplantae; Streptophyta; Magnoliopsida; Ericales; Ericaceae
Exons: 6
Coding region: 1-1815 (604 amino acids)
Source: RefSeq, a predicted model, not a curated record